AUGUCACAGAAGCGGCAGCAGGAGGGCAAUUCCACGGAUGAUACCCGUCCUCGAAAAACCCCUUCUUUUAAAAGUGUGGUACUGGAGGUAAUGAACUUGCAGAAAUUGCAACAUCUUAUGGAACCAGUUCUGGAGCCCUUGAUUCGCAGAGUUGUGAAAGAGGAAGUUGACUCAGCAUUAAAGAAGUAUUUGGUCAGCAUGAACAGGAAUUGUGGGAAAGAUUUACAUCCUUCUGAAUCAAGGAGUUUGCAGUUAUGUUUCUUAAAUACUAUAUCCCUUCCAGUAUUUACCGGAAGCCGUAUUGAAGGAGAAGAAUGUAGCGAUCUGAAAGUAGCUUUAGUUGAUGAUCUUACAGGAGAAGUUGUUUCCAGUGGUCCAGAAUGCUCUGCGAAGGUAGAAAUCAUAGUUCUUGAGGGAGAUUUUGAUGGUGAUGAUGGAGACAAUUGGAAGCUUGAAGAAUUUAAGAAUAAUGUUGUAAGAGAGCGGGAAGGCAGGAGACCCCUUUUAAGUGGGGAUACAAUUUUGACUCUUCGAGAUGGCGAGGGUUCAGUGGGCGAUAUUUUGUUUACAGAUAACUCAAGCUGGACAAGAAGUCGUAAAUUCAGGCUAGGGGCCAGAGUUGUGGACAACUUCGAUGGAAUCAGAAUAAGAGAAGCAAAAUCAGAUUCCUUUGUUGUCAGGGAUCACCGUGGAGAAUUGUACAAGAAGCACCACCCUCCAUUUCUUUCGGAUGAAGUAUGGAGGCUGGAAAAAAUUGGCAAAGAUGGAGCUUUUCACAAACGCUUGAGAAAGGAAAGAGUAAACACUGUUCGAGACUUUUUGACUUUACUCUUCCUAGACCCAGAAAGGCUUCGAAAUAUUCUUGGUACAGGUAUGCCUGCUAAAAUGUGGGAAGCUACAGUGGAACAUGCUCGGACAUGUGUUCUUGAUAAGAAAUUGUAUUUGUACAAUGCUUCUGGAUCUCAGCAGAAGAAUGGUGUUGUUUUCAACGUUGUAGGACAAGUGCUGGGGCAGUUCUUGGGCUGCCAGUAUAUUGCCGCUGAUAAGCUGUCUGAAGCAGAAAAGGCUGAUGCACGUAACCUGGUAAUAUCUGCAUAUAGAGAUUGGGAGAAAGUUAUUACUUUUGAUGAUGAGCCCUCUCUCAUGGAUGCCAUAAUGUGUUCGUCCACUUUUCUGUCUUCUUCGAAUCUACUGCCAGAGAGUUCUUGUAAGAUUGACAGACGUGUGUAUUCACAACAAAACCCCUCUUCACCGGAUAUUACACAAUCAGUUUAUUCACUUGGAGGCUUGAGUUGCUUGGACGAUUACUUUCAUGGUUUUGAGCAACCUUUGGGUUUUCCUUGUGAAGUUGCAAACACCUUAACAUGCGAUGCAGAUUCCAUGGCUCGAGCAUCCUCUGCAAAUGAGCAUUUGAUGUAUCUCAAUGCAGGUUCUUCACGUCAGAAUUCAAUAAAAGAAUCAUCAAAUGAUCCAAAUACAUGCGUUUGUGCCGUUGAGACACUCACCGGAACCCCUGCCUUCACCACUAUACAGAUUCGCCGCCCUUCCGGUAGCUUCCAUGGCGUCCUCAACAUUGUUGCCACAGUUUAUGAUUCGUCUGACUUCGUGAUCCUGAAGAAAACCCCUGUUGUUAGUUUCCGCGAUAUGAUGGGGGAGGAAAAGCGUGAGCCGAAGCCGCGCCGGAGCAAAAUCAGCCACGAUGGAUCCAAGCGGAGUGAGAGUCAUCUGGGGGUGAAUCUUGCGAUCUCUCCUCGUUGGAUCUAUUGA
This is a messenger RNA of Fraxinus pennsylvanica, 1767 nucleotides long. The record is from the annotation of a GenBank genome assembly. Lineage: Eukaryota; Viridiplantae; Streptophyta; Magnoliopsida; Lamiales; Oleaceae.